AUGGGUUCUGAACGUUUAAGUCAUAUGUUUGCAGCCAAAGAUCCUGCAUAUAAAGACAGCUCCCUUUUGUCAAAGUUUGAAGCUGAAAAAUCUUCAUCUCAUCGUUCAAUAUUUCAUGCAAGUGGAACGCAUCCAGUGUUAGUAGGACAUUCUAAAAAGCUAUCGUCCUCAUUAUCAUCGAUAAAAAAAUUGAAAUCAAAACAAAGUUCAAAAGAUAAAAAAUUACUUAAACUUUAUAGUCGACAAUUAUCUCAUAUUGAAACAUCACUUGAUGCGAUUGAAUCAUUAACAAAAUCGAACAAUACUGAACACAUUAAAAUUCUCUUGUCAUUUAGAAAACAACUUAAUAAACUUAAUCAAGAUCUUGAAAAUCUACGUUAUUCGUCAUCAGAAGAAGACAAUCAUCCGUUUGAUCGAAUAAAAAUUGAAAUUGAACAAUUCAUAAACGAUUUAAAAUCCUAUAAAAUAAAUGAUGAUGAUACAGAUUCAAAAAAUUCUAUUGAUUAUAUAGUGAAUUUUCCUUUGGGUGUUUCCGAUUCUGAAAACGAUGAAGAAAUAAUUUCAAUGUCUUUUUAA
Rotaria sp. Silwood1 is the source of this 576-nucleotide messenger RNA. The record is from the annotation of a GenBank genome assembly. NCBI's taxonomy places the organism in Eukaryota, Metazoa, Rotifera, Eurotatoria, Philodinida, Philodinidae.